This is a messenger RNA of Phycomyces blakesleeanus NRRL 1555(-), 471 nucleotides long. RefSeq lists its product as hypothetical. The coding region runs from base 1 to 471 and encodes 156 amino acids. The record is from RefSeq and is a predicted model, not a curated record. The transcript has a single exon. Lineage: Eukaryota; Fungi; Mucoromycota; Mucoromycetes; Mucorales; Phycomycetaceae.
AUGACCGAAAGUCGAGCUCGCAGCCAUUUACCUACACCAACAAAAACACUUGGUCAAUAUGCCUUCUUUGACGAUACCCCAACCACAACAGCACCAACCACAACAUCCGACUCUAUUACAUCCUCGGUAAACAGACAUAGUCCAGUAACAAUUCCAAAACCAUCAUCACAAAUGGCAUCAAUAGUAUCUUCACCUCUUGUUGUUAUCCCAACCCGUCCACCAAGAAAGCUCAGUUAUCCAAUGCAGUUACCAGACUUUGUGGUCGGAAGCAUACCCCACUAUGUACCCGUUCCCUGGCCAAAUUCCAUGACACAUGCACCAAUGACACCUGACUUCAUAACAAGUCUUGAAAAACGAGCCUUCUUGAGUAGAGCAAAUAGCUUUUCAGAAGAUGAUGAUGGGGCAGUAUUUGAUAUGGAAGACCCUACAGUAUCAGUAUCACCAUCAUCAUCAUUCCUCUCACCACAAUAA